Messenger RNA from Ricinus communis (castor bean), 1866 nucleotides. RefSeq names its product valine N-monooxygenase 1. The transcript is spliced from 2 exons. The coding region runs from base 99 to 1715 and encodes 538 amino acids. Gene Ontology annotation, molecular function: iron ion binding; monooxygenase activity; oxidoreductase activity, acting on paired donors, with incorporation or reduction of molecular oxygen. The record is from RefSeq and is a predicted model, not a curated record. NCBI's taxonomy places the organism in Eukaryota, Viridiplantae, Streptophyta, Magnoliopsida, Malpighiales, Euphorbiaceae.
AUAAAUACCUACCUUCAGUACGUGCAUGGUAUCAAGCAUUACCACUCUCUUCUCUCAAUCUCUUCCAGCUUCCUUGGCCAUAUUUGUUAUAAACCAAUAUGGCAAUGAACAUCAAAGAUACAGCUUUUGCUAUCGGCACCGCUUCCUCCGCCACUAUCAACACUUUGAAAACCUUACUCAUCACCUUCUUGAUUUCCAUCAGUGCUAUAAGAAUUCAUAAAAGAAGGGCGGCCCAGAAAAAAAAUAGCAGAAACCCUCCACUCCCUCCUGGCCCUGCACCAUGGCCAUUGGUUGGCAAUUUACCUGAAAUGAUGCUUUAUAGACCCACAUUCCGGUGGAUUCACCAACUCAUGCAGGAAAUGAACACCGAAAUUUGCCUUAUCCGUUUAGGGAGAACAAACAUUGUCCCUGUCAGUUGUCCUAUUCUUGCUCGUGAAUUGCUGAAAAAGAAUGACGCGAUCUUCUCUUCCAGGCCAAUGAUAUUUUCUGCUAAGUGCAUGAGCGGAGAGUACUCUACAACAAUUGUUGUGCCUAAUAAUGAUCAAUGGAAGAAAAUGAGGAAGAUCCUAACUUCAGAGAUUGUUUCUCCUGCUAGACAUAAAUGGCUUCUUGAUAAAAGAACUGAGGAGGCAAAUAACCUUGUAUUCUAUCUUCAUAAUCAGUAUGAAAGCAACAAGAAUGUCAACAUAAGGAUCGCCACCCGCCAUUAUUGUGGAAACGUGAUCAGGAAAAUGAUCUUUAGCAAGAGAUUCUUUGGAAAGGGAAUGCCUGAUGGAGGACCAGGACUUGAAGAAAUCGAGCACGUCGAUGCAAUCUUUGCUGCCCUUAAGUACUUGUAUGGAUUUUGUGUAUCUGAUUUCAUGCCUUUGUUGCAAGGAUUUGAUCUUGAUGGGCAGGAAAAUUUCGUUCUUGCUGCAAACAAGACCAUAAGGGAUUAUCAAAAUCCUUUAAUAGAUGAAAGAAUUCGACAGUGGAAGAGUGGUGAAAGAAAAGAAAUGGAGGACUUGCUUGAUGUUUUCAUCACUCUCGCGGAUUCAGAUGGCAAGCCGUUGCUCACAGCACAUGAGAUCAAGAAUCAAAUCGCUGAGAUUAUGAUCGCAACAGUAGAUAACCCAUCAAACUCAAUAGAAUGGGCAAUGGCUGAGAUGUUAAAUCAACCUGAACUUCUCCAGAAGGCAACAGAGGAAUUGGACAGGGUGGUCGGAAAGGACAGGCUUGUCCAAGAAUCCGAUAUUCCUAAACUGAACUACAUCAAGGCCUGCGCAAGAGAAGCAUAUAGGCUCCAUCCAGUGGCUGCCUUCGUUCCUCCUCAUGUUGCAACGCAAGAUACUAUUAUUGGUGGAUACUUUAUCCCAAAGGGUAGCUGGGCAAUUCUUAGCCGUUUCGGCCUUGGCAGAAACCCAAAAACAUGGCAAGAUCCACUGAAGUUUGAUCCUGAACGCCACUUGAAUGAAGGAGAAGUUGUCCUGACAGAGCAUGAUUUGAGGUUUGUCACUUUCAGCACUGGACGGCGCGGUUGCAUAGCAGCUUUGCUUGGCAGUUGCAUGACAACUAUGUUGCUUGCCAGGAUGCUUCAAUGCUUCACCUGGAGUCCGCCAGGGAAUGAUGUCAGGGUUGAUCUUACAGAAGCUGUUGACGAACUCUAUGUUGCUAAUCCAGUAAUGGCAUUUGCGAAGCCUCGCUUGGCUCCUCAUCUCUACCCUACUUCACCUUGAAAUAGCUAGCAAGAAAAAUUCAGUUAGCUUGCAAGGUUUAGUCUUAGUUUUAGCUCCUAUAUUACUCUAAAUUAUAAUAUAUGUGGCUCCUAUUUAUUGUAUCUCUUGCAAUUGUUCCUUAAAUAAAAUACCUUGGGUGUUGACUCUGUUA